AUGUCUACGAUAAUUGUGCUAUUUGCGGGAGUUCUAACGCUAAUUGCUUGGUGGUUCCGCCAGCGAUUCAGCUAUUGGCAACGUCGUGGAAUUUCCCAUGACACGCCACGGUUACUCAUUGGCAAUAUGCAUGAAUGGAAGAAGACGAAACAGAUUUCGUAUAUUAUGAAAGCGACCUAUGACAAAUUUAAGGGCAGUGGGCCGUUUGCUGGUUUCUACUUCUUCAUGGCACCAGCAGUGGUGGCCUUGGAGUUGGAUUUCAUAAAGGAAGUGUUGAUUAAACAAUUUGACAAGUUUCAUGAUCGUGGAGUAUUUCACAAUGAGCGGGAUGAUCCAUUGAGUGCCUCUUUAAUAACGAUUGAAGGGCAAAAGUGGCGACAAUUGCGACAGAAAUUGACACCGACUUUUACGUCUGGUAAAAUGAAAUUUAUGUAUCCCACAGUGGAAAAGGUAGCAAAAGAGUUAUUGCAAGCCUUUGACCAACAAUUGGAAAAUAGUUCCCUCUUGGAAGUACACGAUUUGGCAGCUCGUUACACGGCCGAUGUGAUAGGUUCAUGUGCUUUUGGUCUAGAGUGUAACAGUCUUAGUAAUCCUCAAGCUGAAUUUGUUAUAAUGGGCGGGAAGGCUAUAAAAGAACGUCAUCAUGGUAAUUUUAUAAAUAGCAUGAUUUUUAGUUUUCCCAAUCUGGCUAAAGCUUUGAGGAUGAGGAUCAAUUUGUACUCGGUGGAAGAUUUCUAUACGAACAUAGUGCGUGAGACUGUGGACUAUCGCAUAAAGAAUGGAGUCAAACGUAAUGAUUUUAUGGACUCAUUAAUCGAUUUGAUAAGAAAACAUGAAGAGGGUAGCAAGACAGAAGGAUUGACGUUCAAUGAAGUUGUGGCUCAAGCUGCAAUAUUCUUUUUGGCCGGCUUUGAGACAAGCUCCACGACCAUGGGUUUUGCUCUCUACGAAUUGGCUUUAAAUCAGGAUAUACAGGAUAAACUUAGAAAGGAGAUAAGUUCAGUUUUGGCCAAAUACAAUAAUGAAUUUACCUAUGAAUGCAUGAUGGAUCAGCGAUAUCUUAGUCAAGUUGUUGAUGAAACUCUAAGAAAAUAUCCUGUCGCGGCUCAUCUCUUCCGCCGCACAAAUCAACGAUAUGUAAACAAUGACAGCAAAUACUACAUUGAGCCUGGUACUUUGGUAUUUAUUCCAACUUUGGCCUUGCACUACGAUCCUGAAUACUAUGAAGAACCUGAGAAAUUCAAACCCGAACGUUUCUCAGAUGAUGCCAUUCAACAGCGGCCCAGUUGUGCCUACUUGCCCUUUGGUGAGGGUCCACGCAAUUGUAUAGGUAUGCGUUUUGGCAAAAUGCAGACCGUUAUCGGUUUGGCCAAACUAAUCAGCAUCUACAAGUUUGAAGUUCACCCAGAGAAGACCCAAUUGCCAUUGGAAUUAGAUACAACAAAUUUCCUAUUAAGCGCCAAGGGAGGCAUUCAUUUAAAUGUAUCUAAAGUGGUCUAAAGGAAAAUUUGAAUGUUUUAU
Molecule: messenger RNA, 1521 nt
Organism: Drosophila willistoni
Lineage: Eukaryota; Metazoa; Arthropoda; Insecta; Diptera; Drosophilidae
Product: probable cytochrome P450 6a20
Exons: 2
Coding region: 1-1500 (499 amino acids)
Molecular function (GO): heme binding; iron ion binding; monooxygenase activity
Source: RefSeq, a predicted model, not a curated record